Molecule: messenger RNA, 1896 nt
Organism: Epinephelus fuscoguttatus (brown-marbled grouper)
Lineage: Eukaryota; Metazoa; Chordata; Actinopteri; Perciformes; Serranidae
Product: V-set domain-containing T-cell activation inhibitor 1-like
Exons: 6
Coding region: 35-1054 (339 amino acids)
Source: RefSeq, a predicted model, not a curated record
UCCAUCACUCACUCACACACGACACAGAAGCAGGAUGACCUUGAGAGGACUGCGUGCUCGGGCCACACUCUUCUUGCUCACAACUUUGCUUUCUGCUAUCAAAGGUGAGCCUCAGUUACUCGGAUCAUCGGAGCCGGUCAUAGGGUUAGUUGGUCAUCAUGUCAUCCUGCCGUGUAGUGUGCAACCUGCAAGGAGUGUUACUGAGAAGACAGUGGAGUGGACAAGAUUAGACGUGAAGUCCAAGUUUGUCCAUGUUUUCCGUCAGGGGCGGGAGUUGUAUGACGAGCAAAACCCAUCCUUCCGACAACGGACAAGUUUGUUCCUACAUGAAGUGAAGAACGGCAAUGUGUCAUUAAAACUGAGUGAUCUUAAACUCUCUGACGAAGGGAACUACACAUGCAAACUGGUGCCCUCAAAUCUGGAAACUUCCAUCGAAGUGGUUAUAGGUGCUGUUUCUGAGCCAAAAAUCUCUGCUGUGGAGGGCACUAGUGAUGUUCUUCAGUGUGAUGCCCUGAACUGGUUCCCAAAGCCUGAGAUGGAGUGGAGCGACGGGAAGGGAAACAUCAUCCCUCAUCACGACGACAACACAGAGUACAAUGAAUACUACUCUGUCUCCAGCAAAAUCACAGUGAAGAUGAUGGUCAACAACACUUUCACCUGUACAGUUCGACAACAGAGCAUCAGACAAUCCAGGCAGACAAGUUACACUGUUCCCUAUGUCUACACAGAAUUAUUUGCACUGAAAAAUUCAAAGGAUGCACUGAUCGGGUUUUUCAUAUUUAGUUUGAUGUUUAUUCUCGCACUGAUUUUGGCGAUUGUGUUGUACAUGAACGGAUCAACACGUCACUGUGUGAGAAGGACUAUCGGCAUUGAUGACGUUGAUGGGUCCACUAGGGAGCAAGAAAAAUGUCUGCAGUGUGAAAAUGAGCGUCUGGAAAAGGAAGUUAGUCGCCUCACAGCAGAACUUGGAAGGUGCCAGCGAGAAAAUGAGCACCUGGAAAAGGAAGUUAGUCGCCUCACAGCAGAACUUGGAAGUCGCCAGCGAGAAAAUUAGGACCUGAGAAGAAAGCUGACGUGACACUGAAUGUCAGAGGCCUAAAUCAAAUGUUUACUUUGCUCUGUGAGGAUGUCCAACCAGGAAUUUAGAUGAAUUCUUGAUUGGUCUUCAUCAUGUCAACAGCCAAUGCCAAUGUAGUCUGUCCAUCAUGUCUCCAGACUUAAGUAUUAAAUAUUUAAGCAGUUAUUUGAUGGAUUGUGACGAAAUGUGGUUCAGACAUUUACAUCCCCCUCACGAUGAAUAGUACCAUCUGUGGUGAGCCUCUGACUGUCCUCUGGCACCACCAUAUGGUUAGCAUUGAUGGUUUUGUAAAGGUAGACCACACACUGAACUGCCAUUCCUUGAACCUUUUUCUGCAAAUCAAGAGCGCCAUCUAGUGUGCUCUGAAAGUAAAGACAAGGGUUCGUGAGGCUUCAGUUGGCCGACACUAGCAAUGAGGGAAAUCAGAUGACUCCCCAAGGGGAAGCUCUUUGUCUGGUAUUUUGGUUUAUGACCAAAUCCCUACAAAGCUAAUGACAUCCCCAUCUCCAUUCCCAAAUGAUAGCAUGCCACAUUAAAGACUGCUUACAAAAUAUAAAGCCUUUUCCACCAGUGUGAUGGAAAAACAGAUCCUCUGAGUCAUUGUAAGGAGAAACUUCCUUGACAGGAUCAGGCUUAGUAUCUCAAAAAAUGAUGUAGUAUUUCAAAAGAAUGACUUAGUAUGUUUAGCUAAUUAAAGGCUUUCUCCAAAUACUGAGUUAGCUUCUCAAAAUAAUGACAAACUUUCUCAGAAUGACUCAGUAUCACAUGGUGGUUGUUGUUGGAUGAUUCUGUCAAUAAAAAGGAAUAUUAAGACAAAA